This is a messenger RNA of Otolemur garnettii (small-eared galago), 6778 nucleotides long. It is a transcript of the gene SEMA6A, whose product is annotated as semaphorin 6A. The record is from RefSeq and is a predicted model, not a curated record. Bases 789 to 3878 code for a protein of 1029 amino acids. The transcript has 19 exons. Gene Ontology annotation, molecular function: chemorepellent activity; semaphorin receptor binding. Lineage: Eukaryota; Metazoa; Chordata; Mammalia; Primates; Galagidae. Gene Ontology annotation, biological process: axon guidance; negative regulation of axon extension involved in axon guidance; semaphorin-plexin signaling pathway.
AGACGCCAGCCAAAGUAGGCGGGGUUGCAAGAGGAGAGUCCGCUCUGCGCGAUCCAGUCCGGGACUUGGCUCCGCCCGGGAGCGGCGGCCUCUCCGGUGACAGAGUAGUGAGCUGCACGGGGUGAGGCUGCAGCCAACUCCGCUCCCAGCGCACUCGGCUGCCCAGGCGCACGGGACGCAGCAGCGGCGCUCCUCCGCGGUGCCGAUCGCCCGAGAUGCCCGCUUAAGAGCGUGCGGCCGCGGCCAGCAUCACCACACCCGCGGCACCGCUCUCCCGGCCGAGGAGCCGGGCCAGAGCCGCGCACCCCUGCCCCAGCCCCCACCCCGCCCCCCGCCCUGAAAUGACUUGUUAAUCGGCGCAGACACCACCAAGGGGACUCACCGGAGUGGAAUCCAAGUGGAAUUUGGAUUUGGCGAAGAGUUUCUUGAACAUUUACCCUCUUACUUGUUGGUUUUCUUCUUCUUCAUCUUCUUUUUCUCUCUUUUUUUUGGGGGACCGUCUUUUCCCCCUCUUCUCUCUCCGACCAUCACUGGAGAUGAACACAGCGCGCUUGCAUCCCAGAAAGUAGUCGCCGCGACUGUUGCCCCCAAAGAGACAACAAGCACACAUGUAGGAAUGACAAAGGCUUGCGAAGGAGAGAGCGCAGCUCGCGGCCCAGAGAGAUCCCCUCGAUAAUGGAUUACUAAAUGGGAUACACGCUGCACCAGUCCGCUCCAAGCCAGCCUUCUGCCCGUCGAUGCACCGAAAAGGGUGAAGUAGAAAAAUAAAGUCUCCCCGCUGAACUACUAUGAGGUCAGAAGCCUUGCUGCUAUAUUUCACACUGCUACACUUCACUGGGGCUGGCUUCCCAGAAGAUUCUGAGCCAAUCAGUAUUUCGCAUGGCAACUAUACAAAACAGUAUCCGGUGUUUGUGGGCCACAAGCCAGGACGGAACACCACACAGAGGCACAAACUGGACAUCCAGAUGAUCAUGAUCAUGAACAGAACCCUCUACAUUGCUGCUAGGGACCAUAUUUAUACCAUUGAUAUAGACACAUCAUACACGGAAGAAAUUUAUUGUAGCAAAAAACUGACAUGGAAAUCUAGACAGGCCGAUGUAGACACGUGCAGAAUGAAGGGAAAACAUAAGGAUGAGUGUCACAACUUUAUUAAAGUUCUUCUAAAGAAAAAUGAUGAUAUGUUGUUUGUCUGUGGGACUAAUGCCUUCAACCCUUCCUGCAGAAACUACAAGAUGGACACUCUGGAGCCUUUUGGGGAUGAAUUUAGUGGGAUGGCCAGAUGCCCUUAUGACGCCAAACAUGCCAAUGUCGCGCUGUUUGCAGAUGGCAAGCUGUACUCGGCCACGGUCACUGACUUCCUUGCCAUCGAUGCAGUCAUUUACCGGAGCCUGGGAGACAGCCCUACCCUGCGGACUGUCAAGCACGAUUCCAAAUGGUUGAAAGAACCAUACUUUGUCCAAGCGGUGGAUUAUGGAGACUAUAUCUACUUCUUCUUCAGGGAAAUAGCCGUGGAGUACAACACCAUGGGAAAGGUCGUAUUCCCAAGGGUGGCUCAGGUUUGCAAGAAUGACAUGGGAGGGUCUCAGCGAGUCCUGGAGAAACAGUGGACGUCUUUCCUGAAGGCGCGCCUGAACUGCUCGGUGCCCGGGGACUCUCAUUUUUAUUUCAACAUACUCCAGGCGGUCACAGAUGUGAUUCGUAUUAAUGGCCGUGAUGUUGUCCUGGCAACCUUUUCCACACCUUAUAACAGCAUCCCUGGCUCUGCAGUCUGUGCCUAUGACAUGCUCGAUAUUGCCAAUGUCUUUACUGGGCGAUUCAAGGAACAGAAGUCACCGGAUUCCACCUGGACACCAGUUCCUGAUGAACGAGUUCCUAAACCAAGGCCGGGUUGCUGUGCGGGCUCAUCCACCUUAGAAAAAUAUACAAGUUCCAAUGAGUUUCCUGAUGACACCCUGAACUUCAUCAAGACGCACCCCCUCAUGGAUGAGGCCGUCCCUUCCAUCUUCAACAGGCCGUGGUUCCUGAGAACGAUGGUCAGAUACCGCCUGACCAAAAUUGCAGUGGACACCGCUGCUGGGCCGUAUCAGAAUCACACUGUGGUUUUUCUGGGAUCGGAGAAGGGAAUCAUCUUGAAGUUCUUGGCCAGGAUAGGAAACAGUGGUUUUCUAAAUGACAGCCUCUUCCUGGAGGAGUUGAGCGUUUACAACCCUGAGAAAUGCAGCUACGAUGGCGUGGAAGACAAGAGGAUCAUGGGCAUGCAGCUGGACAGGGCAAGCAGCUCUCUGUAUGUCGCCUUCUCCACCUGUGUGAUAAAGGUUCCCCUGGGCCGGUGCGAGUGGCACGGGAAGUGUAAAAAAACCUGCAUCGCCUCCAGAGACCCAUACUGUGGGUGGGUGAAGGAAAGUGGUGCCUGCGCCCACCUGUUCCCCAGCAGCAGACUGACUUUUGAGCAGGACAUAGAGCGUGGCAAUACAGAUGGUCUGGGAGACUGUCACAAUUCCUUUGUGGCGCUGAAUGGCCACUCCAGUUCCCUCUUGCCCAGCACCACCGCAUCAGAUUCGGCGGCUCGAGAGGGAUAUGAGUCUAGGGGAGGAAUGCUGGACUGGAAGCACCUGCUCGAUUCACCUGACAACACAGACCCUUUGGGGGCAGUGUCUUCCCAUAAUCACCAAGACAAGAAGGGAGUGAUUCGGGAAAGUUACCUCAAAGGCCACGACCAGCUGGUUCCCGUCACCCUCUUGGCCAUCGCAGUCAUUCUGGCUUUUGUCAUGGGGGCCGUCUUCUCGGGCAUCAUCGUGUACUGUGUCUGCGAUCACCGGCGCAAAGACGUGGCCGUGGUGCAGCGGAAGGACAAGGAGCUGACCCACUCGCGGAGGGGCUCCAUGAGCAGCGUCACCAAGCUCAGCGGCCUCUUUGGGGACCCCCAGUCCAAAGACCCCAAGCCGGAGGCCAUCCUCACACCGCUCAUGCACAAUGGCAAGCUGGCCACGCCCAGCAACACGGCCAAGAUGCUCAUCAAGGCCGACCAGCACCACCUGGACCUGACGGCCUUGCCCACCCCGGAGUCCACCCCGACACUGCAGCAGAAGCGGAAGCCCAACCGCGGCAGCCGCGAGUGGGAGCGGAACCAGAACCUCAUCAACGCCUGCACCAAGGACAUGCCCCCCAUGGGCUCCCCCGUGAUCCCCACGGACCUGCCCCUCCGGGCCUCUCCCAGCCACAUCCCCAGCGUGGUGGUCCUUCCCAUCACGCAGCAGGGCUACCCGCAUGAGUACGUGGACCAGCCCAAAAUGAGCGAGGCGGCCCAGAUGGCGCUGGAGGACCAGGCUGCCACCCUGGAGUAUAAGACCAUCAGGGAGCACCUCAGCAGCAAGAGCCCCAACCACGGGGUGAACCUCGUGGAGAGCCUGGACAGCCUGCCCCCCAAAGUCCCCCAGCGGGAGGCCUCCCUGGGCCCCCCAGGAGCCUCCCUGUCCCAGAACGGCCUGAGCAAGCGGCUGGACAUGCACCACUCCUCCUACGGGGUCGAGUAUAAGAGGAGCUACCCCACGAACUCGCUCACGAGAAGCCACCAGGCCACCACGCUCAAAAGAAACAAUACUAACUCCUCCAAUUCCUCUCACCUCUCCAGAAACCAGAGCUUUGGCCGGGGAGACAACCCGCCCCCCGCCCCGCAGAGGGUGGACUCCAUCCAGGCGCACAGCUCCCAGCCGUCUGGCCAGGCCGUGACUGUCUCGAGGCAGCCCAGCCUCAACGCCUACAACUCACUGACCAGGUCGGGGCUGAAGCGCACACCCUCCCUAAAGCCGGACGUUCCCCCCAAACCUUCCUUUGCACCCCUUUCCACAUCCAUGAAGCCCAAUGACGCGUGUACCUAAUCCCAGGGGAGAGGCUCAGGUGUCGAACCAGCAGGCGAGGCGAGGCGCCCGCCCAGCUCGGCAAGGCUCUCAACUGCCUCGAGUACCCACAGACCAAGACGGCCCGCGGCAGAGCUGAGGACGCUGGGUCCUCCCCUCUGGGACACGGGGUACUCACGACAAUUGGGCCACGAGGUUGGGUGAAGGUUUGUGACAGCGGGGACUCACCUCCAUCCUCUUCCUUCACUCUCCCCCACACCCCACACCAGAUCGGACCCACAAAAGACUUCAGUUAUCAUCACAAACAUGAGCCAAAAGCACAUACCCACAUACACACACCCACACACACUUCACACCACACACACAGGUGAACAACAACUGCAACGUUCUGUUAUGUCCAGGACUGCACCGGCGUUGCCAAACUGGGCUAGCGCCCCAGACUUGCAAAACACAAAUACAUGUUAAAAAAAAAAAUCAUGAAAAUCUAAAAAGACAAAAAAAUAAAGAAUUCAUUGAUAAUUCUAACUCAGACUUUUAACAAUGGCAGAAGUUUACUAUGCGCAGAUACUGUGAAACGCCCACCAGUGUUAUAGCUUUCUGUUCUAGCAUUGGAAGGCCACGUUGGGGAACUAUGUCAUAGGUUCUGCCCCUCCUCUCUCUUAAUGAAAUAACGUGACCGUUAACGCAAGUAACUCUUUAUUUAUUGUUCACCCUUUUUUUUUCCUUAAGGAAAGGACUCUUCCACAUAUCAUCCUCUGAACGGCUCUUCAGAAAGCCCAUUGAAAGUUAAACUAUUUAACGGGAAAUCCAUUAACUGGAAUAAUUGAGUUUCUUUAUUUUUACAAUAAAUUCACUGAGUAAAUAAGUUGGAGCUGGAAUUCUGAGCUUUGUGUUUGGACUGUUUGAUCUGUAGCUGAAGGAAAACGUUAAGAGGGGAAUAUUUAUUUAAAAUCGACCAGUUUCUUUGCUGGUCAGGUUUCUGGCCUAUAACAUGCAAAAAAUUAAUUACUUUAAAGUCCUUCCAGAUAUCUAACUUCUGAAGCCACCAGGAGCGAAGCUUUUAGAAUGGCACCCUGUGUCCCACUGGUGCCAGCGAUGGCUUGGUCCGUGGUUCCCACUGUCUCUGUGAAGGCACCAGCUUGCGAUCCGCCAUCUCAUUUCACCUUGCAUGUGAGACAGCAAACAAAAUCCACAAAUGGUGUGAACUAAUUACCAUGCUGGCUGCUACCUUGCAUAAAUUAGUGGUUUGAUCACACGGGGUUUUUCGUGGGGUUACAUCUGUGAAUAGCCUGUUUUCCACAUGUAAAUUUGUGCCUUACACCUUGAGUUGUGUACACUUGUAAACUGUCAUUAUGAUCAACUUUCCCCCCCUUUGGACGUAAAUGCAGAUAUUUAUUUAGCCCGCCCCUCCCCCUGCCCCCACUCCAGCCCUCUGGAAGAGCAGAAUCAAGCAGAUGGAAAAAGAAUGCAGUGGUGAUGGCUGUCACGCAGCAGCCUGGGAAAGCCAGGCAGCCCCACGCCCUCCAAUUCACGCUGCCUUCUAGUUGUGCCAACUCAAACCACCCUUCAGCUGUGCCGCCAAGCAUGGACCCCAGUGUUGUGGGUGGAAAAUCCCCCUUCUUCCUCCAGAGCUCCCCGCUUCCCUUAGAUCAUCUCAAUAUGGUGAUAGCCUCAUUAGCCGGCAUGUCCCCAUCCUCAUUUCUCCUGUGUCCCCUGGCUGGAGAACACGCUGUGUGUGGUUGAGAGGCACCUGGGAGGAGUCUCCAAGCCCAGCGCUCUUGUGCAGUGCACACACAGAGACAUGGAAAUAGAUGGGGGCAGGCUGGUCCCUGCUGUGAUAAAUGAGUAACUCCAAGUACAAGGCCAACCACAAAGGAUGCUGCAAAAACUGGUGAUGGGGCAAAAGAUUUUUUAUUUUUGUUAUUUUUAAACUCCUUUACCCUUUUGUUAUUGUUCGUAGGGGAUGGGAACCCUUGGUUUUCAUUCGCUCAAGCACACAGGAGAAGGGGCUUUUGUUUACUCUGUCAGGAACAAAAGAAUUGUCAACAUACUAUAAACUGUGAGCAUUGUUAUUGGUUUUUGGUUUUUUUUAACAGUUAAACGGUAUAUGUGGUGAUCUCUUUGUCUCUUUUUAUUUCCAGCUUGCUCUGGGUUUAGUUAUGUCACAUUAAAAGUUGAAAAAAGACUGAUGAGGACAGUUUUGAGUUGGAAGCAAAACAGUGGUGCCUCCGUAAUCAGAGUGAGACCUAGGUGUGUAGCUGAAGGUGAGCGUGCAGCCCUCUUUCCCGAAACCCAUUACAGUUUUACUUCCGUUUAGGGUAGGUUUUUCUUACACUUUGGUUUUUUUGGUGGAAUCAAUGUUCACUUCCUAUGAACUCUGUCCUCUGAAACCCUGGAAGUCUUUUCUAGAAACUGAAACAUUGUUUUCCUCCUUGAGUUUUCUUGAGAAAUGCAGAAGUUAGGAAGAUGGGCACAUAUCACCCUGUUCCCUUUUCCCCCAUGCCUGACACCUAGGAGUAUGGAUUGUGCAGUGUCACUGUCCACACAGGGACUUUCUCGUCCCGGGUCUGUGGGCGUCAUUGCCUCUGCUGUGUGGAGAAGGCCGGUGUCAAAACUUCCCCCCUACAUCUGUACAGCCCACAGCCCAUCACCUGCGGUGUUAACCCUGAAAUGCCCACUUGUAUUGAGCUGGCCUUCUGCACUGAAGUAUCCCCCCCUUUAUUUUCCCCACAGUGUGUGGGGGGAGGGUCCAUAAACCCGAGUGUGCCUUUGCUUUCCACCCUUGCUAGACACUGGUAGAUGCAACAAACUCAGAGUUAUAUUUGUUGUAAAGUUGUAAAAAUAUUGUGAUGUCACCGAUUUUUCUUCCAUUUCCACAUCCCCUAACAUCUGAUUCACCACUUAAUGUAUGUUUUAAAAAA